UGUUCGUUCGCCAAAAACUACACAUGUAGUCGGUACGCAAAAAAUGAUGCAAGACGCCGAAAGUGUCAAGCAACUUCCAGGUGCAGUUUCCGAAUGUGAGGGGAACAUUCAAGCAAAGGAUUAUGUUCAUUUUUAAUUAAUAAGGAACGCAGAAAAACAUGAUUACCAUAUGCAAGAUUGUGUGACACUGAACAAUGACUGUGUAAUUGCUGCAUUGAAAAACAGGACAGACAUUAAGAAUAGGACGGGACCUACUGUAUUUCUCAGAGUACAUUGACUACUCUGUUGAUUUCUGUCAUGGAUAGAAGAUGCUACAGUUGUGCUACAAAGUUUUCCAUCUUCAAAAAAGAAUGUGGAUGUAAAAAUUGUGGCCGAUGUUUUUGUUCUGGCUGUGUGAGCCACAGUGCAGUGGUACCUCGCUUUGGAAGUGCCCAGAAAGUUUGCCGGAAAUGCUUUGAGGAUCUGACCAGUGGCUGCUCUCAGAAGAACAAUCCAGCUAAGUGGUCUCCACCAGAGAAUUACAAAAAGCGUGUGGCUGCUUUAGAGGCCAAACAAAACAAACCAGUUAUUCCACAGCAAAGAUCUGUAGGUGAAUUUUCCCAACGUGAUGAUAAAUACCAAGGACUUUCUGCUGCAGACCGUGCUAUUGCUGAGAGAUUGGAGAAGCUGAAACAGGAAACCAGACCUAAAUCUGUUCCAUCACAGAAAGAAAUUGAACGCAGACUUGCAGCUCUACAAGCAGACCCAGUCCACCCUGUGCCUUCUGAUCAGGACAUGGAAGAUCGGUUAGCUGCGCUACAAGGCCGCAGACCUCCAUCACAGAACCCAAGACCAGCAUUCCAGGCUGCUGACAACAGAUCACAGACAGAGCAGGCAGAUGAUUUGCUUAAACAACUGGCUGAAGAAACUGCAUUAGAUCAGAAUUAUGAAGCAGGAGCAGAGGCACAAGUAGGUACUGACGUUUGCCUAAAUGACUUGAGUAGAGGCUUAGAUUCCUGUGAAAAACUUCAGGGUGAAGAUGAAAACGAGAGGGUGAGGUACAUUGAGGAUGAGAAGAAGAAGCUACUGGAAGAGGCUGCAAUUGAACUGAAAGAGGAUAACAUUCGGCAGGAGCAGUUGUUGAACAUUUUAAAGAGGUUGGCUGUUCUGAAGGGAGAAGACCCAGAGAAAGUCACUCUCGAUGGCUACACACUACCAGAUAGUGAUGAUGAAAAUGAGGAGGAAGCCAUCCAGAGAAUUCUGAAGCAGCUGUCAGAUGAAGCUUUCUUAGAUGAGGCUUCUGGCUUCAACAUUCCACCCAAAUCUGCAGAUCAACCCAAACAAUCCCAUUCAGCUAGGAGAAAGGUAACUUCAGGAGUCCCUCCUGUGGCAAAAACCAAGGACCCCACUGCUCCCUGCCCAUCUGGGAGAGCAAUGAAAGCAGACAGUGAUGAUGAGGAGCUGCCUUGGUGUUGUAUUUGCAAUAAUGAUGCCACACUACGUUGUCAUGGUUGUGAUGGAGACUUGUACUGUCAGCGAUGCUUCAGGGAAGGACAUGAUAAAUUUGACAGGCAGGAGCAUCGUACAUCUAGUUAUCGUGCACCCUCCAAACUCAAGUAAAGGACUUCAGCAGAGGUGAUUAUUGAACCAUGUAGAAGGAGUUGCACCAGAGGAAUGUGGCUACAGUAGCAAACAUAAAGCUACCAAGAUACUUCCAUGAAUGAAGUCAAUGACUGGAUCAGGACAUGCAUAUGUAACAUGACUAAUACUUGGAAUCUGCUAGUCACUGCACUGUAACAAUGAACUAGUUCGCUCAGAGAUGAGUAUGACACUAAGUUACAGAAACCGAGUAUAUGUCUUUGAUACUUAGAAAUAACAGUUCAGCAAAUGUGAAUGUUUGCCUUAUGCUUUCUUUGUAAAGAAAAAUAAGAUAUUUAUUUCAUGAAAUUGUCUCAAAGUAUACUAACCACAAGAGGUGACUUAUUUUAUGCUUAUUGCAUUGUCAGCGAGAAAACAUUAAUAAGCUACAUGGUAGGAAAUGAUGGAGUAGCAUUGCUUACGGUACCACAGAUGCCCAUUGCAGGACUUUUUUUUUUAGUUUAUGCAUACAAUUUGCUGCUUCCACUAGCGUGUUCUCAUGCAGAAUUCAUUGAUCAAACAGUAACAAAACAGACUUAAGAAUUUGCUUGUAAAAUAUGUAUUUAUGUAUUAAAAGACUUUGGCAGGUGUUGGCGUAAUACACUGGAGCUCGACGUCUUAAAUUAUAUAAAUUGUCAAGAAUGAAUUAAUGAUGUAAAAAAGUAGCUUCUUGCUUUGUUUAAUGAAAUUGCUGACCGAGUGCUCCUAGCCGUUUUAUAGGUUAUGAAAUGUUGAAUAACCUCACAUGGUUGCAAAUGCCUUUCUACUUUGAGAAUUGCUAUAUUCAGCAGUUCAGGUUUUCCCACCUUUUUAGCUUACAGCUAUAAUACGUGGUUGCAUGUUUAAAGCUCAAGAAUAAAAUGGGGAAUAGCAUUUAUAACCAGAGAGUUUAAUUUCUGUUAUUACACUCACCUUCUUUUGAAAGUGUUGCAUGCAUUUUCGGGUUAGUAUAUAGUUUCACACAAGGAUUGUAGAUCAGACUCCCAUUAUUCAUACUGACAAAAAGUAUUCUCCACCCAGUUCCAGUUCAAAAUAAAUUUCUGGUAUUUGCAUUGAA
Molecule: messenger RNA, 2674 nt
Organism: Protopterus annectens (West African lungfish)
Lineage: Eukaryota; Metazoa; Chordata; Ceratodontiformes; Protopteridae
Gene: ZFYVE19
Product: zinc finger FYVE-type containing 19
Exons: 12
Coding region: 298-1599 (433 amino acids)
Biological process (GO): abscission; mitotic cytokinesis checkpoint signaling
Cellular component (GO): midbody; centrosome; cleavage furrow
Molecular function (GO): metal ion binding; phosphatidylinositol-3-phosphate binding
Source: RefSeq, a predicted model, not a curated record